Calypte anna (Anna's hummingbird) is the source of this 927-nucleotide messenger RNA. Its product is annotated as G-protein coupled receptor 55-like. Gene Ontology annotation, biological process: positive regulation of Rho protein signal transduction; phospholipase C-activating G protein-coupled receptor signaling pathway. The transcript has a single exon. Gene Ontology annotation, molecular function: G protein-coupled receptor activity. Bases 1 to 927 code for a protein of 308 amino acids. The record is from RefSeq and is a predicted model, not a curated record. Gene Ontology annotation, cellular component: membrane. Lineage: Eukaryota; Metazoa; Chordata; Aves; Apodiformes; Trochilidae.
AUGAGCAACAGCAGCAGUGAAUGCAACUUCACAGACAUCGACAGACUAGCGAGGAGCCUGCGCUUGGGCAUCUCCAUCCCCACCUUCAUUCUUGGCUUGGUUCUCAACAGCCUGGCCCUCUCUGUCUUCUGCUGCUGUUGGAAGAAACAGACUAAAACCUCAGUUUACAUGAUCAACCUUACACUUGCUGAUUUCUUGCUGCUUCUCUCCCUCCCUCUCAAGCUCUACUACUCCAUCGUGGAAGCACCCGGACUCCUCUGCUCCUUCAUCGAGUCCCUUUAUUUCAUCAACACCUACAGCAGCAUUUUUAUCACUGCCUGCAUUACUGCAGACAGAUAUCUCUGCAUAAGGCACCCGUUCCAAGGCCGAGCAAACCAGUCCCCCAGAGGGGCUGUCAUGAUUUGCUGCUUCAUCUGGGCAGUCUCCUGGCUUUGCAGCAGCUCCAUCUACACCUUCCACAAGGCAAACUCUUUCACGUGCUUUAGCAACAUGGCAGAGCAGGUGUGGAGCAUCCUCCUCAUCAUUUCCCUGGAGGUCUUUGGCUUUCUGAUCCCACUCACCGUGAUGGUUUUCUGCUCUGCCCAAACCCUCUGGAUACUUCUGAGUCACGAAGGCCAAGCCACGAAGCGAGCGGAGGGCGGCGGCACCUCACGUGUCAUCGUCACCAACCUGGUGGUGUUUUUGGUGUGCUUCACACCCUUCCACCUGGCCCUCUGCCUGCAGUGCCUGGUCAGACAGCAUGUGAUAGAGGAGUGCAAGCUGAAACAAACCAUCAGCCUCUUCAUUCAGGUGGCAAUGCUCGUGGCCAACCUCAACUGCUGCCUGGACGCCAUCUUCUACUACUUUGCUGCCAGAGAAUUUCGGGACAGAACGCACCUGAAGAAGGUUAUUGAAGGAUGUUCUGCCCUGAAGCCUUGUGCCAGGUGA